Messenger RNA from Eriocheir sinensis (Chinese mitten crab), 546 nucleotides. RefSeq lists its product as uncharacterized. The coding region runs from base 40 to 507 and encodes 155 amino acids. The record is from RefSeq and is a predicted model, not a curated record. The transcript has 4 exons. Lineage: Eukaryota; Metazoa; Arthropoda; Malacostraca; Decapoda; Varunidae.
CACACUUGCACCUUCGCUGCCGCUUGUCAGUAACACACAAUGGAGCUUCAGUUGGUGGAUCAGUUGCGGGAAAAGCUUGAGGCCGCAAAGCUCUCCCGCGAUGAACUGCAGAAAGUGUUCCCACCGAGUCUGUUCAAGAGGCACCGUCACGAGGCACCUCCCUACGUGCCAUACAGUUACCAGAAGCAGAAAUUGGAGGUAGAGAAAAAGAUCAGGGAGUGGAACGAACCCCUAAAGCCUAGGAUCCCGCCAGACCAGGUCGACAAGUACUUGCAGGAGUUUGCUGAGGCCAAGAAAGCUGGUCGCUUCGCACACCUUCCCCCGGAGCAGCUCGAGAGACUUGAGGAGGAAGUGAAGGCAGCCGCAGCAGACUCAGAGAAAGCAAAGGACCUUGAGGAAUUCUUGGGGGCUGUGAAGGAAGAGACCACAGGUACGGAGGAGGAGGAGGAGGAAAAGAAGUGUCUGGGAGGAGGAGUUUGUGGAAAGCAUAAACAAAGAAAGGAAUGAAAUAGACGAGACUGUAGAAGGAAAACGUAGAGGGAAAGA